Molecule: messenger RNA, 1152 nt
Organism: Rotaria sp. Silwood2
Lineage: Eukaryota; Metazoa; Rotifera; Eurotatoria; Philodinida; Philodinidae
Source: the annotation of a GenBank genome assembly
AUGUAUUAUUGGGUUUGCGAACGCAAAACACAAAAGGAAACGAAAUGUACUGCAAGGGCCACUACAGUUUAUAUUGGGGACCAGCAUAAGAUUCACAAAUUUGAUGCUAAGCAACACAAUCAUGCUCCAGAAGCAAGCCAACCUGAAGCUUUGAAAACUUGCAAUCAAAUGAAGGAACUGGCUCAAAUUAGCAAUGAUCAACCUGCACAAAUCAUUAGUAAUAUUAUUGCUACAACAUCGCGUGAAAUACAACCGUGUUUACCACGAAAAGAUGCUUUAAGACAACAAAUCAAAAGAGCAAAACGUAUUUGUGACGAAGAAGUUGAACCAAAAACUCUGGGCGAUUUUACAUUACCAGAUGCAUACUCUAUUACACUUAGUAGAAUGGAUUUUGCAAAAGAUAUUACCGAUGGAACUGAAAGAAUUUUGCUUUUCACAACAAGUGAAAACCUUAAAUGGCUGCAAGAAGCGAAAUUUUGGAUUAUGGAUGGAACAUUUAAAACUGUACCAACUUUGUUUCGGCGAUUGUACAGUAUUCACGCUCCUGCUGGCGGAAAUGUUAACUUCCGAAUUGUUCCAUUUGUUUACGCAUUAAUGAGUAAUAAAAGUAAAGAAUUAUAUCAAAGAUUAUUUCAAGAACUCAAUGAAUUGGCAGACGAAAAUGAAUUGGAAUUAAAACCAGACUUUGUAUUAACUGAUUUUGAAAAAGGUUCAAUCAAUGCAGUUAAAUUCGAGUACCCAAGUGCUCAAAGCAAAGGCUGUCACUUUCAUUUAGGCCAUCUUCUUAUACGACAUAUUCCAGCUUUGGCUUUUUUAAGUCCUUUAGAAAUUCCUGAUGCUUUUGACGAACUCAAAGUUAUAUUACCAUCUGAUGCUGAACCAAUUAUUCAAUGGUUUGAAAAUAACUAUGCACAUAGAAGAAUAAAAAGAAUAUUGAGAAAUGGCAGAGUUCAAAGACACAAUCCAUUAUAUCCACCAGAAAUGUGGUCUGUCUUUGAUAACAUAGAAUUUGUAUUUCGAAGAACUCAAAACAAAGUCGAAGCCUGGCAUCGACGCUGGAAAACAUUAAUUGCUCGAGCUCACGUUGGCACUUUCACUAUGAUUAAACAAAUUCAAAAAGAACAAAAUGAAGUUGAAAUGGAAAUUGAGUAA